UCCAGCCAAAGAGCGCGCCUCGUUCCUAUGGCAACCGCGCCAGGUCCACGCGCAGACGGCGGGUAGCAAGGGUCAAAACAGAUUCGCAAAGUAGAAGUCUUCGACCCGUUCAGUCCGCGCCAUCGGUGAGCCGAGCCUUUAAGUGUCACGUGACCCCUCCCGCUCGUCCCCGCCCCUCUCCCCGCCCGAGGUCCCGGCUAACGCUAGUGCGGUCCGGAGGCUCCCGGCCCGGCGGACUAACUGGAGCACGGACGCUGCAGCCGGUUGGGCCGGUGCCCUUUCCCGCUCUGGAAAGGAAGAGAAAUGGAAGUGAAAAAGUUGAGCAUUUCCUGGCAGUUCUUGAUAGUUCUGGUUCUGAUCCUGCAAAUUCUGUCUGCGUUGGAUUUUGACCCAUACAGAGUCCUAGGGGUCAGCCGAACAGCCAGUCAGGCUGAUAUUAAAAAGGCUUAUAAGAAGCUCGCCCGGGAAUGGCAUCCUGACAAAAACAAAGAUCCUGGAGCAGAAGACAAGUUCAUCCAAAUUAGCAAGGCUUAUGAGAUUCUUUCCAAUGAAGAAAAGAGGUCCAAUUAUGACCACUAUGGAGAUGCCGGAGAGAACCAGGGCUACCAGAAGCAGCCGCAACAGCGGGAAUAUCGCUUCCGGCAUUUCCAUGAGAAUUUUUACUUUGAUGAAUCCUUUUUUCACUUCCCUUUUAAUUCGGAGCGGCGGGACUCCAUUGAUGAGAAGUAUUUAUUGCACUUCUCACACUACGUGAAUGAAGUGGUUCCAGAUAGCUUCAGGAAACCCUACCUCAUCAAGAUCACCUCAGAUUGGUGCUUUAGCUGUAUCCACAUCGAGCCUGUUUGGAAAGAGGUAGUUCAAGAACUGGAAGGAUUGGGUGUAGGAAUUGGCGUGGUGCAUGCUGGGUACGAGAGACGCCUGGCCCAUCACCUGGGAGCGCAUAGCACUCCCUCUAUCCUGGGAAUCAUAAAUGGGAAAAUCUCCUUCUUCCAUAAUGCAGUCGUCCGCGAGAACCUACGACAGUUUGUAGAAAGUCUGCUUCCAGGGAACUUGGUGGAGAAAGUUACAAAUAAAAAUUACGUCCGAUUCCUCUCUGGCUGGCAGCAAGAGAAUAAACCUCAUGUGCUUCUGUUUGACCAGAUGCCCGCCGUACCACUGCUGUACAAGUUGACUGCUUUUGCAUACAAAGAUUACUUGUCAUUUGGAUAUGUACACGUCGGUUUGAGAGGGGCGGAAGAGAUGACAAGACAGUACAAUGUCAAUGUCUAUGCCCCCACCAUCUUGAUCUUUAAAGAACACAUAAACAAGCCUGCAGAUGUUAUCCAGGCCCGAGGUAUGAAGAAACAGGUCAUUGACGACUUCAUCACCCAAAACAAGUAUCUACUGGCAGCCAGGCUCACCAGCCAGAAGUUCUUCCACGAGCUCUGCCCCGUAAAGCGGUCUCACCGACAGAGGAAGUACUGCGUGGUUUUACUGACCCCCGAGGCUGCCAAGCUGAGUAAACCCUUUGAGGCUUUCCUGUCCUUCGCCCUGGCAAACACACAGGACACGGUGAGAUUCGUGCAUGUCUACAGCGAUCGACAGCAGGAGUUUGCCAGCACCUUACUAUCAGACAUUGAUCCGUUUCGAGGAAAAUCAGCGGUAUCUAUCUUGGAAAGGCGCACCACGGGAGGAAGGGUGGUGUAUAAAACCCUGGAGGCUCCCUGGACAGGGAGUGAGAGCGAUAAAUUCACGCUUUUGGGCUAUCUUGACCAGCUGCGCAGAGACCCCGCUCUGCUGUCCUCAGAAGCUGUGCUCCCGGACCUGACAGAUGAACUUGCCCCUAUCUUUCUCCUCCGGUGGUUCUACUCUGCUUCUGACUACAUCUCAGACUGCUGGGACAGCGUAUUUCACAACAACUGGCGGGAAAUGAUGCCCCUUCUGUCCCUGGUCUUCUCUGCCCUCUUCAUCCUCUUCGGCACCGUCAUCGUUCAGGCUUUCAGCGACUCAAACGAUGAGCGAGAGUCCAACCCUCCAGAUAAAGAGGAAGCUCAUGAGAAGGCCGGGAAGACUGAGCCAACCUUCACCAAAGAAAACAGCAGCAAGCUUCCUAAAAAAGGCUUUGUGGAGGUGACUGAGCUCACAGAUGUAACGUACACCAGUAACCUGGUCCGCCUGAGGCCGGGCCACAUGAACGUGGUCCUCAUCUUGUCAGGCUCCACCAAGGCCAGCCUACUGCAGAAAUUCGCCUUGGAGGUGUACACGUUCACUGGGAGCAGCUGCCUACACUUCUCCUUCCUGAGUCUAGAUAAACACAGAGAAUGGCUGGAAUACUUGCUAGAAUUUGCUCAGGAUGCAGCCCCGAUCCCAAACCAAUACGACAAGCAUUUCAUGGAGCGUGACUACACAGGUUACGUGCUGGCCCUGAACGGUCACAAGAAGUACUUCUGCCUCUUCAAGCCCCAGAAAGCGGUGGAAGAGGAGGCGGCCGUGGGGUCCUGCGGUGAUCUUGACUCUUCCCUCCAUCUGGGCGAGACUCGAGGGAAAUCUUCCUGUGGCCUUGGACCCAGGCCCAUCAAAGGGAAAUUGAGCAAGUUGUCCUUAUGGAUGGAGCGCCUGCUCGAAGGCUCCUUACAGAGGUUUUAUAUCCCGUCGUGGCCUGAAUUAGACUGAGGGAGCUCAAGAGAGACUUUAACUCUUCAGGCUUUUUAAUAGGCCCCUGGGAACAGGUCUUUUCAGGACUCUACCUACCACCGUGGACAGAGAAUAGAUUCUAGAUUACUCUUCCAGAACAAUGGCUAGAAGAAUCUUUCCUUCGUCCUGUCCUAACCUAGGAGUGAAAAACACCUCAAGUU
Messenger RNA from Odobenus rosmarus divergens (Pacific walrus), 2834 nucleotides. It is a transcript of the gene DNAJC16, whose product is annotated as DnaJ (Hsp40) homolog, subfamily C, member 16. The record is from RefSeq and is a predicted model, not a curated record. The coding region runs from base 304 to 2652 and encodes 782 amino acids. Lineage: Eukaryota; Metazoa; Chordata; Mammalia; Carnivora; Odobenidae. The transcript has 15 exons.